UGGGUAGGCAGCUCUUGCUCUCCCGCAGCCUGCAGCAUGCAGCCAGUGCAUCCCUGAGGAAGCGGCGGCAGCGGCGGCGGCGCACGGAGGAGAAGAUCGGGGCACUGGCCGCUCGCAGUAAGCACUGCUCUGGGGCUCGGGCGCGCAGGCGAGGGAACCAGCCAGAGAUGGAGGCGCUCAGCCCGGUCUCGCCGGGCUGGUGAUGGCGCGUGUGGCACAGGCUGGCUACCUGAGUGGCAGCGUUCAGGCUUGUUUAAUCAAAGAACAGCUCCAUGGAUCAAGGGUAAGUGUUUCCUGUGGCCUGCCCUGGACAGCGUCUGGCCAAAUAGAAGUUUCCAUCGGCCAGCCACCUCUCUGUGGCCUUCCAGAGCAAAGAAAGAAAAAUGAAUCCACUCCAGAGCAGCGUGAGAGCAUGCUUCUUGCCUCCUGUGCCCUUUGUAAUAAGCCUCUUAGCAACUCUUGCUGCAGCUAAGAAUAUAACUAACAGCACUUUAAACGGCACAGACAUGGUCUUGGGAUCCAUGCCUGUCAUUACUGCCCGAGUGGACCAUGUGAUUGUCAAGGAAGGGAAAAGUGCCUCGAUCAACUGUAAUGUUCACGGCAUCCCUGAUCCCCGUUUCAAGUGGUAUAAUUCCAACGGCCGCUUACUGAAGGAAGAAGAAGACCAGGAGGGCACAGGAGGAGGAAAAUGGUGGAUUCAAGACAAUGGACUACUGAACAUUACCCAGGUGUCAUUUUCAGACCGAGGUAAAUACACAUGUGUCGCUUCUAACAUCUAUGGCACCGUGAACAAUACAGUGACACUAAGAGUCAUCUUCACCUCUGGGGACAUGGGCAUCUACUACAUGAUUGUCUGCCUGGUGGCUUUUACCAUAGUCAUGGUCUUGAACAUCACCAGACUGUGCAUGAUGAGCAGCCACUUGAAGAAGACGGAGAAGGCAAUCAAUGAGUUCUUUAGGACAGAAGGAGCCGAGAAACUACAAAAGGCCUUUGAGAUUGCUAAGCGUAUCCCAAUCAUCACCUCAGCCAAAACCCUUGAGCUUGCCAAAGUUACCCAGUUCAAAACCAUGGAGUUUGCCCGAUAUAUCGAGGAGCUGGCCAGGAGCGUCCCUCUGCCUCCCCUCAUUAUGAACUGUAGGACGAUAAUGGAAGAAAUCAUGGAAGUGGUGGGCCUGGAGGAGCAAGGCCAGAACUUUGUGAGGCAUACCCCUGAGGGCCAAGAGGCCGCCGAUGGGGAUGAGGUCUAUACGAUCCCCAAUUCUCUCAAGCGAAGUGACUCCCCCACUGGUGACUCAGAUGCCUCAUCCCUUCAUGAACAGCCUCAGCAGAUUGCCAUCAAGGUGUCUGUUCACCCGCCGUCCAAAAAGGACCACAUGGAAGACCAAGAGGAAGAGGUACAAGUAGAGAUCAAGGAUGAGGAGGUGCUAGAGGCAGAUGAAGUACCAGAGGAGCCAGAACCACCCGUGGAGCCGUCAGCAGAAACUGAGGCUUCUGGGGAGGUAGAGCCUUCAGAGUCAGCACCCCCUUCGGAACCUGUGCCCCCUAUAGGGCAGCCGGCACCUGCUCACCUGAAGCCUACUGAGCCAGCCGUGGCAAAUGUAACAAAUACCUGUAUUAUUUAUGAAAGCCAUGUAUAAUACUUAACACUGAAAAAGCUAUGCAUAUCGAGAAAAUCAGGGGCUGCUCCUUGUAACACAGAUAUAGUAUGUACUUGCCGCUAAAGCCUUACCAGUAGACUUAUCAUAACAUACAUACAUAGGAGUGAUGCUCUUUUAAAAGGGGAAAGGUAUUAAUGCAGUGUAUGUGUCUGAGUGUGUCUGAGUGUGUGUGACUAGAGCUCCUCCCUCUUGCCUUCCUCCUACUAGUAAAGUGCACCAGAGACAUCAGUGGGUGGAAGAGAUGGCAUAGGAUAGACUAUGACCCCGUCGAGUUGUGGGCAUGGAUGUUUUAGGCCAUGCUCUCUUCCAGGCUGCUUGACCUGGUGGCAGAAGGCACCCUUACCCUAGAUCCUUCUGAGUUUGAGAACUCCUUUUGCUUUCAGACACCAGAAAGUCCUCUCCGCUAGUAAUUUGUACACUGCAUUUCUUUUCCCUUUUAAAAAGCAUGUCCAUGGAUUAUUUGGCACUUUCUCCCCCAUUUCAAUGCUGUUCGGUUAUGAUGGAGUAAUUGUUAUUAUAUUAAUAUUAAUUGCUCUUUCUGGUUUAGUUGUCUUUGCCCUUUUUGUCUCUCUGUAUACAUAUAUUAUUUUUCCCCCUUGAAACAUUUACCUCAGAGGCUUUUGUAUCAGUCCCUUGUUCCAGGGCUGACAUCUAGUAGCCGUUUGUAGUGCUGCAAAGAGUGACCAGACUUCCUGAAGAAGAAGUCCGUUUUCUCUUUCUUUCCCCAACCCUUUCCUACUUUCCUCUGUUGCAUUUUGUACAAUGAAAUUGCUGUUGUGAACAUGAGGUUCCUGCCCAGGAUGCAGCACUUUAAGAGCCAAAUAAAAACCUGUUUACCAAUUGGGUUCUGAGGGCCUUUGGCGAGCCACACUGAUAUGUGGAGGGAGAUUUUUCACAGGCUAAAUGUAUCCCUUCCCUGACACCCCAUCCGCCAAUCCAGUUUUGUUCACAAUUAAACAAUGUCAUCUCCCAUAACUAAGAUCCUAGAAACAGACAUGGCUUCAAAAGAGAAAGGUAUCAGGCAUAAGCUCCGAGGAGUCAUCUUCGAGCAGCUCCCCUGGAAAUGUCUGCUGUGUCCCUGCCAUCAGGUGACUCAAACAGAAGAUGAGAUUUGGUGAAAUGAAACUCUGGGAAGGGAUAGGACCAAGUGUGUUGAAGAGAAUGUCUAGUCAGCUCCUGGCCCAAGAGAUGAGAUAGAAGCCUUCUAUCUAACACUUUUACCGGAUCUCCUACCAAAACUUGUUAGAGUCUGUGGGAGAAAACAAGCAGGUGAGGGGCAGAUUAGUGUCCAAAACAAAAACAAAACAAAACAAAAAAUACUAGAUUCAAGAGACCUGGACUCUAGUCCUGGUUCUGUUGAUAACCAGUUUGUUACCCUGGGUAAGGUCCUUAACUUCUGAGCCUCAGUUUCCUCAUCUAUAAAAUGAGGGGGUUAAAUAUGGAAUCUUAAGCUACUUUCUAGUUCUAAAUCUAUGAUUCUAUGACGAUCUCAUGCGAAGGUCUUAUUAAAUCAUCUCUAAAAGUACUUUCAGCUCUGAAAAAAUUCUAUGCUAUUACUAGCAAAAAAAAUGAGAUGCUGUGGGUGGUUGUGGAAAGGAGGGAGGGAGAAGAAGGAAGGAAGGAAGAAAGAAAGAAAGGAAGGAUUUAGCACCUACUUUGUGUCAGGCACUGUGCUAAUCAAGGAUUUCUUUCAGUUUCCUCCUUAGAAUACUAACAGUUUUAUAUUACUUAAUAAAAGCAAAAUGACUAAAAUCAAAGUCAACAAGAAGGAAACAUCUUUUUUCUCAAGCUUUGGAAUGUUCUUUGAAAAGAAAUUCAUCAUAUUAACAUGACCUAUGUUGUUUUGCUUUAAGAAUGAGUAAAGCUGUUGACUCUCCCCUUUCUGAGCAAUAGAUUACCACUUCCUUGACACUACUCACAGCAUCCAAAUUUCAUCAUAUGAGUUGCGUGGGACUAGCAAACUAAAAAUGGGUGGAUUUCAGUAGUUUAAUAUCCAGAGUAGAGUAUCUCACUAUACAACCCUACAACCACAUUGGGGCAAAACCAGAACCCACCCCAACACACACACACACACACACACACACACACACACACACACACACACAUACACACCACACACCACACCUGUGAUUCCCAGAUACAUCUUGUUACUUGGUAUGUCAGUGUGUCACAGUAGAAAAUGACUGAUUCUGGUAUCCAGUGACCUGGGUUCAAAUCCUGCCUCUGACACUUAACUAGCCAAGUGACCAUUGGAAAGCAUUCAACCUCCAUCUUCAGUUUCUUCAUCUGGUAAAUGAGGGGGUCAGACUAGAUGGCCUCUGAUGACCCUUCCUGCUCUUGUUCUAUGAUCCAUUUUUAGCCAAGGUAACUCAGUCUCCUUGGUGUGUGAAGGGCCAAAGCCUUUAGUUUAGGGAUCGCCCAGAAGAAUCUCUGUUUACUUCUAGCUGCUUGGUGUAAGAAGCUGAUUGGUGUGAGAGUGCUGACAUUAUUCCACUGAAUGAGCAUCACAGCAUGUGCAUGAAAAGAGGUGGUUUGAACACAUAUAAGCAUGCCCAUUAUGGAUUUAGCCACAAUUUCCAGUACCAUGAAUGAUAACUGGACAAAGCUACACUCAAAACUAGUAAUAGUUAUAGGUUUUGCAUCUGUGGCAAUCAUAAGAAAAAAGAAAAUGAGAAUGACCUUUCUAACACUUUAUCUCUGCAUAGGAAAAUCUUAGCUUCCUUUCUGAUGAGUUUGAUAACAAUUCUCAUCUAUUUUAGAGAAGUCACCAUCAUGAGUGGCUAGAAAUUGUGUUGUGGAAAGGGAAGGUGACGUUACACUGGGCUUUGACUUGGUAAAAGUGGAAGAGGGGGUCUAACCCUUUCCCUUCAGAAUCACAAAGAUGUGGAUUUCCUGCCAUGAGCAGUCAACAAGUGGUAUUCCUCCCUAGGGGGACAGCUUCCACGAUCCCAUCAAUGUGGACAAUUCCUCCACUGGUGCAGAUUGAAACCCAUCCUCCCUUUCUCAUCCUGCACUAUUCCUGUCCUGUGUCUUCUGACAUCUUCCCAAAGAGAAAUUACCCAGUAUCAACCCACUAUAUUGGAGGCUUUCCUAGGUCUUUUAACAUUUCAUGGUGAUGUCAGAUCACUAAGAAUUAAGAUGUGUAACAGAUAAAAUUUACUAAAUACACAUUGUCUACAUACAAAAGUUGGCUCUUGAAUCAGAGAGAGAAGAUUCUAAUCAGAUUUCUGAUAUUUAUUACCUGUGUGACCUUAGGCAAGUCUUCUAAACUCUCUGGGGCCUCAGUUUCCUCAUCUGAAAAAGGAAGGCGCUGGACUUGAUGGCUUCUAAGGUGCCUUCCAGCUGUAGAUCAGUGAUCUUGUAAUCCUGUGAUUUAGAAUGUUCUCUCUCUGAUUCUGAGCCUCUCAACCCUUGUCCCUCUCACAACCACAUGUGUAUUUCCCUUCAGAGGUGUCUUACUCCACACUGGUUCUUAUUUAGCAAAAGGUAGCUAAUAAAGGAGAGAUUUCCCAUGAAGCAGGAAUAGAGAUGGGUACUCAGAAGAUUGGUUUUCAUCACUUUGGGCUAAAGGAAGUAACUCGAUUUUUCUAAGCUGCUAACUGUAAAGCUUCUAAAACAGUCCUUUGUCGUGUAAGGUAAGGAGAGCUCUCCCUUCAUUAAUACUACCUACUUAUUCCCCAUCCUGGCAGCUUGGUCUGGGCCCUGCUGGGAUCUGAGAUCUGAAAAAACCUCUUGUCUCCCAGCUGAAUUUUCAAAGAUGUCAGGGAAAAAAAAAAGUGGCACAGAAAUUCAGAGCAAUCCAACUGAAGUAUACCCAGAGUGUGCAUGUUUGGGUUUUCUUUUUGUUUUAAUCUUAACAGCAAAUUAAUUCCAAGCCAUGUCCUUUGGAUCUUAGUAGGCAGUCAUCCUAAAAUCAGGCAGAUGCUCAACUUCCUGAUGCUUGUCUUCUCUCUAAAGACUCUUCCUUGUGUUUGCUUCUUAAAAGACUGGAGAAGCCUCAGAAAUGUGUGUAUAUUUGAUCCACUUAAAUGACCUAUCAGCCUGGUUGAACUUUAUUGGGUUCUCUAAGUGGAAAAUACAGAAUUUUAUAUUGAGAAUAUAUGUAAUUUAUAAUAGUUCUGUUUUAUAUAUUAUAUUUUCAUAUGCUUAAGGCACAUACGCUACUGUCCACAUCCUUUUGUACAUCAUAAUGAACAGAAAUAUCAAUACUUGACUUAACUUUCUAGGAACCAAAUGUGGUACAAGGUGUAUCAAAAUCUCUCAUAUAUCUGAAUGUUCUCCACCAUACCAAGUACUCUUGGCCUGUGACUUUAACAUCCCUAGGGAUGUGGAUGGGAUGCUUAUGAGCAUCCUAUUCAGCACCAAGGUGGAGGGGCCUGAUGUCCUACACAAAGAGGUAGAUCCUUAAACAGGAAAGAGCACUGGCUUAGGGAUCAGAGGACUUGGGUUCAAAUGCCACCUCUGAUACUUACUAGCUGUGUGACCUUGGGCAAGUCACUUCUCCCCCUCCAGGCCUCAGUUUCCACAUCUAUGAAAUGAGAAGGUUAAACUAUAAGGCCUCUGAGGUCCUUUCUAGCUCUGGAUCUAUGAUCCCUUCCUCUAUGGGAAAUAAGUUCUGUUUUUUGGUAGAAGUUCAGACUCUUUUCACUUGGAAAAAUGAACGAUUUUAAGUAUACAAAUAUAUGUAUAUUUCAAUCGUGUAGAUGUAUUUCAAUGGAAUAAUGACAUGUCGCAAGUGAUUGCUUCAAUUGUCACUUUGUGAUGUGAGAUCAGCACAGGCUUUCUAUUGUUUCUAGUGAUCAAUGUGAGGUGCCAAAAAACAUUUGGGGGUUAUUGAUUAGGCAAGAGAGGCAGAGAGGUGUAAUAGAAAAAAAACUGGCCCGGAAGCCAAGGGAUCCAAAUUGUUGUAAUGGUCCUUCUAUCAAUUUGUGUAACUAUGAGCACCUCGUUGGGCCUCACUGGCAAAUUGAAGGGAACUGGAUCAUCUCAGAAGUAGCUUCUAAUUUUAACACAGUAUGAAUGAAAAUCAAGACCAACGUCAACUAACUCAUAUGUAGAAACUCCAACCUAAACCACAGAGGGAACGUGUUUUUGUUUUUGUUUUUAUUUUUUAACUUUAAACAUGCUGGGACAGCUAGAUGGCGCAGUGGAUAAAGCACUGGCCCUGGAUUCAGGGGGACCUGAGUUCAAAUCCAGCCUCAGACACUUGACACUUAUUAGCUGUGUGACCCUGGGCAAGUCACUUAACCCUCAUUGCCCCACCCAAACAAAAUACAACAACAACAAAAACUUUAAACAUCACAUUAGAAAACCACUGUAUCAUUGUUCAUACUUUGAAGUCACAGUCAAUGUUUGAUCAGAGGUUUCAUAGUUUUCACACCUUAGCAUUUCAGUAAUGGGAAGGUAAUGUUAUUUUGGACCCAUCUUUCUGAAAAUCUGAUCUCUGAAUGCAGUUUAGCUAUUAUUUGAUUCAAUCUUCAGACAGCCUUUUGCUAUUGUUUGGAGAUUUUAGCCUUUUGCUAUUGUUUGGAGAGUUUAAUUCCCCUAUCUCUGACCCAGCUUCUAUGCUCACUGAUAAUUUGCCUUUUAAAACUUUAUCUUAUCUCAUUGUUCAUUCAAUAAGUAAUUAUUUACUAAGCACCUAUUGGCUUUGGGAUACUCAUUAUUUUUAUAAUGAUAUAUUAACUUUAAAAAUCAACAGAAAAUAUUUUGUUGCUGCUGUUAAUCCUGAUGAAAGGCAGUGUGGCUUAAUGGCUAGAGAGCUGCCCUUGGGAGUCAGAAACACCAAGGCUGAAAUCCUGCCUCUGGCAUAUACUGUGGUGUGACCCUGGGCAAGUUAACUUUUCAGUACCAGGGAAUUCUCUAAGACUAAGUUGUAGUUGAGUUUUAGUUCUACAAAGGUGGAAGGGUAUCCACACUGGGAGUUCUCGUGGUAUCACAGACACUACACAAUCCCCUCUCUCCCACCCCCAGAAGAAAAAAAAAUAUUAUUGGAAUUAGUUUUGGAUCCAACUGAGCAUUUGAGAUUUGGAUUUUAGUGAAGCUACUUUUUAUCUUAUCUAGAGGCAUGAGUGUCCUGAAUAGUAAACAAGUAAAUGCUAUAUGAGGACAAUAAUGAACAAUGAGCCUUUAAUUGAGACUUUUAAAGGCUGAGAUGUAAAUGGUCAAGUCCCAGAGGGUAUAACUAUACUCAAAAAUUGAAAAGAGAGAGCAUAAAAAGCGACAAAGCAGCAUUUCUACUCAAAUACAGUCGUAAUUGCCUUCCAUCUAAACAAAAAUCAGAAGCCUUCAAAGUAUCUCUCAGACAUCACAGAGUGGUUAAAAGCUUGUUAGGCUCAAAGAGAGUGACCGCACUGAAGUCUGAUUUGUUAUAUUUCAGUCAUUCUGGGA
Molecule: messenger RNA, 8048 nt
Organism: Dromiciops gliroides (monito del monte)
Lineage: Eukaryota; Metazoa; Chordata; Mammalia; Microbiotheria; Microbiotheriidae
Gene: MFAP3L
Product: microfibril associated protein 3 like
Exons: 3
Coding region: 384-1637 (417 amino acids)
Source: RefSeq, a predicted model, not a curated record